AUGUUUGCAUAUUAUUUUAUUGUAACAUCACCAAAUGAGAGAAGAUAUUUCUUAUCUUCUUCGAAUGGUCUCAGACCUAGCACAAAGGAGCAUGAAAUUGAGGAGGUGGAAGGCACAUGGUACCGAUCAUGCUUAGACAAAUGGAUGAGGUGGUCGUUGGAAAUUUGCAGGCGAGCACCUAGCUUGGCUGCCCCAUGCUCUGAGAGGAGACACCUGGGUGUCUUCAUAGUUGCUUGGUUGGAGCAACAUGUUAGGUGUGUCGUGAUAGAGAAAGGCAUUCUUCAUGUGUCACAGGCCUUGUUCAGACCAAGAGAUGAGGGGCCUCUUGGUUGCUUAAGGUGUUUCACGGUCAAUAACAAAAUGGUGAGAACGACAUGGAUCUUUGCCACGUUUCCCACAGACGGCGCCAAAAGUUAUACUCGCUUGAGAGCCUUUACAGAUGGGAAAGGGGAGAAAUCUAGAGGAAAGGAGAGAGAGUUGCCAAGUGCACUCUUCUCUUGGUUUAAUGUCUUUCUUUUUGGUCCCCCCUCAGCAAAAGGAGAGAGUCCCUUUUGUGGGAGAACAACAACCGACUUCUAUCCUUGGGCCUGCCAACGUGGCAGCCCAUUAGAGGCCCACCCAAGUGAGGGAAUCAAAUUAAAUCAAUCUAUUAUCAAUCAUUGCGAUCAACCUCUUGAAUUCGGACACAACAAUAUCCAUUCAAAUAUUCCUAAAACCAUUUCAAUUGAAACAUCAUCUUCAAGGGUGGAAGAACUAUGA
This is a messenger RNA of Prunus armeniaca (apricot), 759 nucleotides long. Lineage: Eukaryota; Viridiplantae; Streptophyta; Magnoliopsida; Rosales; Rosaceae. The record is from the annotation of a GenBank genome assembly.